Molecule: messenger RNA, 1607 nt
Organism: Drosophila innubila
Lineage: Eukaryota; Metazoa; Arthropoda; Insecta; Diptera; Drosophilidae
Product: ficolin-1-like
Exons: 3
Coding region: 69-1115 (348 amino acids)
Source: RefSeq, a predicted model, not a curated record
GUGUAGUAAAUUUACUUGUUUCAUUUUCAAAUGCAACUUUUAUUCCUGAGCGAAAUGAGACGAAUUCAAUGAAUUCCCAAAUAUCUGAGUUGAGAGCUGGUCAGAAACAUCACGACAAGUUGAUUGAGGGACUUUUCAAGGCAAUGGAUCUUCAAGUACUGAAAGCGGAACAGGAUCGACAGGGGAAAUUAAUAGAAGAUCUGGUUAAGGCAACGGAUAUUCAGAAUCGUCAGGAAAAGUUAAUAGACGGACUAGUUAAGGCAACGGAUAUUCAAAGUCUCAAAGCGGACCUAGAAGAACAGAAAAAAGAUGGAGCUGAUAAGGAUUCGAAAAUUAAAUUCCUUACAGAGGAGCUGACGCGUCUGGCAAAACUAAUGAGUGAUCUUGAUAAACAAUUUAAUAAUCAAUCCCUUAGAGUGAAGCAGGAAGAACAGAAAAUUGUGAUAAAAGAAGUUGUUAAGGAAUCGGAUAAAGACAAUUUGAAGCCCCAAACUGUCAAUUGUACCGGUGCCAAGUCAAACGGGAUUCACGUAAUGCUCCUCUCGAACUUUAGUAGUCAACCUUUUCGAGUGGCCUGUGAUGCGGAAACUCAAGGAGGAGGCUGGACGAUUAUCCUGAGGCGGAUGGAUGGAAGCGAGGACUUCUAUCGGAACUGGACCGAAUAUAAAAAAGGAUUUGGAGAUUUGAGUGGCGAAUUCUUCCUGGGGUUGGACAAAAUCCAUGCUCUAACGGCAGACAGAAGUCAAGAGUUGCUUGUGGUCCUUGAGGAUUUCGAGGGCAAUGGAAGAUUUGAGAAGUAUGAGGAGUUUGCCAUCGGAGAUGAGGAUCAACAAUAUGUCCUACACACUCUGGGCGAAGCGAGUGGAAAUGCCGGGGACUCACUUCGUAGUCAUUAUGACACGAAAUUUUCAACGUUUGAUCGGGAUAAUGAUAAAAGCAAUAUAAACUGCGCCGAAAGAUACACUGGCGCCUGGUGGUACGAAGAAUGUCACGACAGCAAUUUGACAGGAAAAUAUGGUGACAACUCUGUUAGCAAGGGCGUCAAUUGGAAAGCUUUUAAGGGUUACAAGUACUCCCUUAAAAAAGCCGUGAUGAUGAUUCGACCUAGAAAGUGAACCCUAAUCCUCUUCAAUAACAAAAACUAAUUUAAUGACUUGCGAAAUUCUUUAAUCUAAAUUCUGUUCACCUGACGAGCACCUUUAUCUUAUACUCGAUUGGUUUGCAGUUGGAGCCUCAUGCACUGAAAAAAAGACCACCUUUCGAAGUCAAGAACAUUCAUCGGAAAUAUUAAUAUUUAAGACCAUUUACUAAUACUUAGAUUAUUAAUCUAAAAAAUUAAAGUUCUUAAAUAUGAGUAAAAAUCGUAUAUUGUUAGGAAAGUAUAAAUAUGUCAUAUUUUAUCAUAUUUCACAAGUUGUCUAGUGGAGCUCUGGAUAAGGUCUCCGCUCAGACGGAAUUAAGAACGGGUUCGAGUCCCACUCGUUACAAGAAAAAAAAACAGUCAAAUAACAUUUAUUAGAUUUAACAAGUCAGAUAAAGUGUGUUAAAAAUUAUAAAUUUAAAAAUCUCUAUCUUGAUUUUAUUUUCAAGAACAUAAAUUCCUUUAA